UGUGUGAUUUUAAGUCUUCGUGGUAUCACAUCAUUAAGAAAUACUUAUUAAUUUUAAUUAUUUUACUUUAAACUCCACGACAAAAUCCAGUAAUUAAUUGUUGCCGAAGUAUGACAAUUAAUUAUUCAAUACUCAAUUGAACUGUCAAAAAUAAUUAAAUUUUUAAAAAUUAUUGAGUUCAUUCACACGCGGUCUUUAGUUGGCUUCGAAAAUUAAAUUGCAUAAAUUAUAAUGGAUAUCAGUUCAAAAGAUGUGAGAAUCGAAAGAAUUGCCGGGCCAUAUAUGUGCGCCGAAGGUCCUCACUGGGAUGAAAAAAAAAAUCUUUUGUAUUUUGUUGACGUCGUUGGGCAAAAAAUAUUUUGUUAUAACCCAGUAACAAAAAAAAUAACCCACACUUAUUUAAAAAAUGGUCAAGUCGGUGUCGCUGUUCCUGUACAUGGGAAAAACAAUGAAUUUCUCGCUGGAAGUGGAACAGAUUUAGUGCGAGUAUUCUGGGAUUCUACAGCAGAUGAUAAAGAUCCCAGGAUCGAAAUUAUUUCCAAAGUUGACAUCGGUGUCGAGGACACUAGAUUUAAUGACGGAAAAGUCGAUCCUAAAGGCCGACUUUGGGCCGGAACUAUGGGCGAGAAAAAUUACGUUCCCAUUUCUGGUAAAGGUUCGUUGUACAGAUUUGCAUACGAUGGUACUCCAGCGACAAUGAUAAGCCCAGUGGAUAUCAGUAAUGGUCUUGUUUGGAGUCAUACCAACGAUUCAUUUUAUUACAUCGACAGCUUCGCAUACAACAUCGUUGUUUACGAUUACGAUGACACCACUGGCGAUAUCUAUAACAAACGUACGUUGUUUGAUCUCAAAAAGAACAACAUAAAGGGUAUUGCUGAUGGCAUGACGAUUGACCAUGCGGGGAAUCUUUGGGUCGCUAAUCAUGACGGCGGUUUGGUAUUUCAAGUUGAUUCAAAGACCGGGAAAAUGCUGCGGUCUAUCGCAAUGCCAGUGACUGACGUCACUAGUGUUGCUUUUGGUGGUCCGAAUAAAGAUAUUCUCUAUGUAACCACCGCUAAAGACAAACUCAGUGAAACUCAACUGCAGGAACAGCCUCUGGCAGGUUCAGUUUUCGCCGUUUACGGACUGGGAAUCUCUGGAUCUCCAAUGCUCUCCUGUAAAAUUAGAUAACUUGAUGUACGAUAUAGAGUUUAUAUUAAUGUGCUUAU
This is a messenger RNA of Microplitis mediator, 1208 nucleotides long. RefSeq names its product regucalcin-like. NCBI's taxonomy places the organism in Eukaryota, Metazoa, Arthropoda, Insecta, Hymenoptera, Braconidae. Gene Ontology annotation, molecular function: calcium ion binding; gluconolactonase activity; enzyme regulator activity. The record is from RefSeq and is a predicted model, not a curated record. The transcript is spliced from 5 exons. The coding region runs from base 232 to 1170 and encodes 312 amino acids. Gene Ontology annotation, biological process: L-ascorbic acid biosynthetic process.